Messenger RNA from Sardina pilchardus (European sardine), 3568 nucleotides. RefSeq names its product membrane-associated ring finger (C3HC4) 5 (gene marchf5). The transcript has 6 exons. The coding region runs from base 355 to 1200 and encodes 281 amino acids. Gene Ontology annotation, biological process: regulation of mitochondrial fission; protein polyubiquitination. Gene Ontology annotation, molecular function: zinc ion binding; ubiquitin protein ligase activity. Gene Ontology annotation, cellular component: mitochondrial outer membrane. Lineage: Eukaryota; Metazoa; Chordata; Actinopteri; Clupeiformes; Clupeidae. The record is from RefSeq and is a predicted model, not a curated record.
GUUACCUCAUAGAGGAACAGUCAAUGGAGUCAAGCGGUCAGACCAAACAAACAAAGUAUCGGUCAUCUGAGCAAGAUUGUGGACGAAGAACCUGCGUUAAGUCUCGUUAUCAAAUAUCAUGUUUUUUCGUAGAUAACCUGGUGUUACGGGAGACGUGGUUUUCCUUUUAGUUCUCGUUAGCUGUACAUUUUCGCGUCACGGUUAGCACCUAACGUAGUUUAGCGCAUUAACAUUAGCUAUCCUAGCUAGCUGUCAGUCUUAUCUCACUGAGGCCUAUAAAGCAAACGUCAGCUCUAAACCCAGAGCAUUUCAGUCGUUGUGCCCAGGAAGGAUUUAACGUUAGCAUACACCGAUAUGGCAGAUGAGAAUGCCGUCGCAAUGCAACAGAUUGUGGACAGGAGUUGUUGGGUGUGCUUCGCCACAGACGAGGACGACCGGACGGCGGAGUGGGUGCGCCCGUGCCGCUGCCGGGGCUCCACGAAGUGGGUGCACCAGGCGUGCCUGCAGCGCUGGGUGGACGAGAAGCAACGCGGCAACUCCACGGCCAGGGUCGCCUGCCCACAAUGCAAUGCGGAGUACCUCAUCGUCUUCCCAAAACUCGGCCCCGUGGUGUACGUGCUAGACCUGGCUGACCGCCUCAUCUCCAAGGCCUGCCCCUUUGCUGCCGCCGGCAUCAUGGUGGGAUCCAUCUACUGGACGGCCGUCACGUACGGAGCAGUCACAGUCAUGCAGGUGGUGGGUCACAAGGAGGGCCUUGACGUGAUGGAGAGGGCCGACCCUCUCUUCCUGCUCAUCGGCCUGCCCACCAUCCCAGUCAUGCUGAUUCUGGGCAAGAUGAUUCGCUGGGAGGACUAUGUGCUCCGCCUCUGGAGGAAGUACUCCAGCAAGCUCCACAUCCUGGACAAGAUCUUCCCAGGGAUUGGUCGUCCGGUGCCCAGGAUCCCUGCAGAGGCUAGCCCAUUGGCCGAUCAUGUGUCAGCGACGCGAAUCCUGUGCGGAGCGCUGGUCUUCCCCACCAUCGCCACCAUUGUGGGCAAGCUGAUGUUCAGCAGCGUCAACUCCAACCUCCAGAGGACCAUCCUGGGGGGCAUUGCAUUUGUGGCCAUCAAGGGAGCCUUCAAGGUGUACUUCAAGCAGCAGCAGUACUUGCGACAGGCCCACCGCAGGAUUCUCAACUUCCCCGAGCAGGAGAACGCCUGAGGGGAGGACCUGAGAGAAGAGGUGGGACCCCCCCAGCUUGGAGGUCACAAGACCUGACAGGACAACACAGCACGGAUAGAUAGAUAGAUGGAUGGAUUGUCGGUCCACUUGCCUGUCUGCCUGUCUGUCUGCUGGCCCUCACAGGGCCCCCCCACCCCCCACAUGACAGACAGACAGAUGCUGUGUUCAAGUGGUCAUCAUGUUCACUCCACCUCCCCACACCUCGGCAGGGGUCAUGCCAACUCAGUACAGGCUGCUGGAACUGUGGACAGCUCUCAGGAGCUCCAGGAAGAAGUAACUUGUGGUCAAUCGGACACUAAAACACUCACAGCGCACACACGUACACACACACACACACACACACACACACACACACACACACACACACACACACACACACACACACACACACACACACACACACACACACACACACACACACACACACACACACACACACACACACACACACACACACACACACACACACACACACACACACACACACACACACACACACACAAACAUGUGUGACCCCCUCAGAAUGUGACCCUUCUCUGUUGUGUGGCUCGCAUGUUUGUUCCCCCUCCCCCCCUUCCCUUUUUUUUCCAAGUUUUUACUGGAUUGUUUUAAAGUGAGUAAUUGUGGUGUACCAUAAGUCUGAGAUUUUUUUUUAUUAAGUAUACAAAUAAAUUGGUUGUUUUUUUAAUGUUAUUUUUUUGCAGUGAUCUGAGCUGGAAAUAUUCCCUUGUGCUUUGAGGAAGCUGCUAGGGAGAAUUGCGCCACAUGAUUGACUCAUCAUUUUGUAGGACGCAUACUAGCACUUGAAUUCAUUUCAUAUCAUAUUCACUUAUAUCUGCUCUUUAAAUGGGAAAGGGAAAUCUCUGUGUGUGUAUAUACAGUAUGUAUACAAAUUUCCCCUUGAUUUUCCAGGGCGUUGCCCCUUUAAAAUGUCUGAAUGAUCUGUAACUCUGUACCUUGUCUGUCCACAAGCUCGCUGUUGCAAACCCAGUCUGUGGAACACUUCCACACAGGCAGUGUGUCACUCACAGUUGGUCUGUAGUGUUUUUUUUUUUUUUUUCUUCUUCAGCUGAAUACUCCGUGUUGUGUAGGCUUUGUGACGAGCAGUGGAUCUAGACAGAUUUAUGCAGGAUGAAGAAAAAAAAUGUUGUUGCUUUUACCAAGAAUUUAGCCCUGCUUGACAAAGACUCCUUAGAGACAUGUAUAAUUCUAUUUUGACCACAUUUAGGAAAACUAUAAAAUGCAAUUAACACCAAACCUGUUUAAGAGCUGAGCUUUGUUGUAUGUAGAUCAAGCCUAGGACUGUGCUGACAUGAGAAUAGCUCUAAAUGUGUCCAAUACGCCUUCAGAGUAUUAAUGUUAACCUGUUUUGUAACGUAAGGUACAUGGGUACAUUCUGAUAUGUUUCUCUUUAUUCUAUUUUUGUUAAUGGAUUCUCCAACCUUGUACCUUUUGAGCCCAUGUGGUAUGUCCCGUUUCUGUUGCUAGGACACUAACCACAUAAAAAGGAUGAGCUUGAGGAAGACUUGGAAAUGUGAAAGAACACACAGUUGGCAGAAUGACAAUUUUUCACACUUAGUGGCCUUUUUGUAACCCAAAGCAGACGACAAGGCACAACCAGAAUGGCAGUUGAAUUGUGCAUCCGUCACAAAGACGGAUUGAUUUGACCGUGAACAUAAGUGUUGUCUCUUAUGUGGAUAAGAGGCAAAACGGAUAAAAGUGCAAUGAUGAUUGGAAAUAAACCUUCUCCAAUCCUUUCGGCUCCUACCAAGUUUUCUUGUUUCUAAAUAAUCACCCAUAUGUGAUCAAGUGUUGAUAUGUAAUCCCUUGACAUGAAAGGUGUCCAGUAUUUAGUCUAGUAAAAUAAAUGCAUAUGAUUGUGUGUGAGUGUGUGUGUGUACGUAUGGGAUGAACAGCAUACCAUGAAUGCCAUUGGAUUUAAACAGAUCUCGCCACUUUCAAAGGUAUUUUACUUUUGAACACUUUGUGCAGUUAUAGCCCAAUUGCUCAUGGGUUGCCCAGUUUAUUCUCUCUAAUCAGCUUUGUCACAUAACUUAAAAUAAUAAAUUAGCAUGUACCAAUAGUAUCUUAUAAUGAUCACUGAAACCUGUAUUAAUGUGUCAUCAAAAUGUUUUUGUCAAAAAGCAGACAGUUCACUGUUUUUGGAAUUUGUUGAUUCAGUUAUUUUCACCAGAAAAGUUCAUUUGAAAGUCACAUCCACAUUUGUACAGUGACACUAUAAUGCCAAAAGCUGAAUGUUGACAUUGUAAAAAACAUGCUUUGUACAGAUUUUCCCUUGGGACUUAUAGAUUCAUGUUGAUUUAUGUGAAUAAAUGUAUUUUUCCAA